Messenger RNA from Meyerozyma guilliermondii ATCC 6260, 663 nucleotides. RefSeq lists its product as uncharacterized. Gene Ontology annotation, biological process: mRNA splicing, via spliceosome. The record is from RefSeq and is a predicted model, not a curated record. The transcript has a single exon. Gene Ontology annotation, cellular component: spliceosomal complex. NCBI's taxonomy places the organism in Eukaryota, Fungi, Ascomycota, Pichiomycetes, Serinales, Debaryomycetaceae. Bases 1 to 663 code for a protein of 220 amino acids.
AUGGGGUUCCAAAUGAAGAUAAAGAAAAAAGGCAAAUCUGUAGGCUCAGACUCUUCUUCAACACCAAAUAAGAGCUCAGUGGCCUUUAGCAUACGGAAACGACAGCCUGAAGCGUCGAAAACAUCGAAAUCUACAACGUCGUUUGGACCUGAAUCAGAUGAAGAAGAUGAAAUAAUCCAUAAAAUUGACUCAUUUGAUACUAAAAAAGGAGGAGCUAUUGCCGACAAUAAAGCUAUUAAUGCCAGAGAGAAAAUUAUAAUACGACCAACUCACCUUACUACUCGACCUCGACCGAAAAUAGAGCGCAACACUAUGGCUCUGAUGACUAGAAUUAAUGCUAAAACUGAACAGGAACUUGAUCAGAAUAUUAUAGAUAACGACCUGGGUAUGGUGAUAAACUUGGAACAGUCUGAUGAAGAAAAAGAUGUGGAAGAAGCAGAGUAUGAUAAAGUACCUGUUGAUCAGUUUGGAGCUGCGCUACUCCGAGGUAUGGGAUGGAAACCUAAUAAUAAAAGAAAAGACUCGCCAGAACCCAGUUUGGAAAACCGAAAGAAAGGAGUGGUACUAGGAAUUGGGGCCAAACCUGUAGAAACAGAGUUAAUGGACGAUUUAUUCGACAAGAAAAAGUUACUGGUGCCCAUGGUAAAGAGGCUGAAAGAAUGA